Manihot esculenta (cassava) is the source of this 2330-nucleotide messenger RNA. Its product is annotated as zinc finger CCCH domain-containing protein 48. Gene Ontology annotation, molecular function: protein binding; metal ion binding. NCBI's taxonomy places the organism in Eukaryota, Viridiplantae, Streptophyta, Magnoliopsida, Malpighiales, Euphorbiaceae. The transcript has 7 exons. Bases 754 to 2208 code for a protein of 484 amino acids. The record is from RefSeq and is a predicted model, not a curated record.
UCUCCUUACGCAUAAAUCUCCUCUCUCCUUACGCAUAAAUCUCCUCUCUCCUUACGACGCCGCUGUUGCAUCGUGCCGUGUUCUUUAUCUCGUGAUCGCCGGUGAUCAACAAGAAGACUGAAAGUUUGAUCGCUCUUCUGAGUUUUUUACAUACUAAGGUUUGGUUCUUUGUCUUUGCAAUCUGUUUCUCCCAAUCGUUUUAGGGUUUCUUUAUGGUCAUCAACCUUUUAUGGAUCACCGAGAAGCUUUGAUCGCCGAGGAAUGUGUUGCGAUGAUGAUUGAAUCCGGUUUAUUUGCUUGUCCUUGGUGGAAUUUUAGUGUUACAUUCUUAGAUUUCCUUUUAUUUUGUUUGCUUUUACUGGACGACUGGCGAUUGGAUUUCCAGAUUCUCUCUUGUAACUGGUUACCGAUGGCAGUUGACGGGGUGUGGAUAUAAGGGAGAUGAGUGUUUCGUUGUCCCAUCUGUGGGGAUAUUUUAUGGGUUUAGUUUUUCUAUUUGGAUGGAUCCAAAUUUACCUUUUUUAUUAGCGUUCAUUGUGGAGAUUCCGCACAGUUGAGGAUCUGGAAAUCUAAGAUUAACGGCUUUAUAUUGUGAUCCUUGGCCAUGCUUUCUGUGACUCCGAUCAGGGUGUUCGUUUUGAUCGCGUUUGUCGGGUCAGAGAAAAUUGAAUGGCCAUAGAUGGUAGAUAUUGAUUGAUGUAGCAUCUGUAUGGUUCAGUUCGUUCAUUCGUUAUCGUGUUUUGUCGUUCUAGCAUGGUAGCUGAGAUUUCGACCAUUCAUACACAACAUGGAGGAGGACCUGUGCGCAGAAAUGUUGUUUGUCACUUCUGGAUGCUGGGAAAGUGUAAUAGAAAUCCUUGUAGAUUCAUGCACAGAGAAUUGCCACAUCAUAACGUUUACCAGAGAACCUCUAAGCAACCAAAUGUUUUAGCGGACGCACAAUCUAUGAAGCGCUCUAGGUAUGGCCUCGGAAAUCCAGAGGCUUUGAGUGGUGGAUCUGAAGCUAAAACUGCACAGAAGAGCUCCAAUCAUGUUAUUAAGCACUGGCCUAGUAAACGCUCCAAUAUUCGCAAUUCUUUGGCUUCAGCUACUGGAGAUGGUGGGUCUGAGUAUAAAUAUACUCAAGAGAGCAUCAGUUCAGGCACCAAUAUGGAGUUGGAUAAUGUGAAGAAGAUAAGAGAAUCCAACAAGUGCUCUAAUUCAUCAGAUCUGAUUGCUGAAGGUGAUGCUUCUGAAGCUAGCUCAAAAAAGGCAUGUGAACACUGGAUGUCAAACAAUUGUAUUAAAGGUGAUAGGUGCCAGUACUUGCAUUCAUUGUUCUUUGGAGAUUGGUUUUCACUGCUGGCAAAGCUCGAGGGGCACACAGAGGGUGUCUCCGGGGUAGCAUUUCCUUCAGGAUCUGACAAGCUUUACUCAGGCAGCAGUGAUGGGACAGUACGUGUUUGGGAUUGCCAUACUGGUCAGUCCUCAAGGGUGUUAAAUCUUGGUGAUAAAAUCGGGUCUUUAACCAGUGAAGGCCCAUGGAUAUUUGUAGGUUUGCCAAAUGUUGUCAAGGCAUGGAACAUUGAGACAGCUGCUGAAUAUAAUCUUAAUGGACCAGUUGGGCAAGUUCAUGCUAUGGCUGUUGCUUUUGAUAUUCUUUUUGCUGGGUCACAGGAUGGUGUCAUUUUGGCAUGGAAAGGGAGUAAUGAGAACCCAAAUCUUUUUGAACCGGCCACAUCUUUGAAAGGCCAUACUGGUGCUGUGAUAUGCUUAACUGUUGGCAAGAAGAGGCUCUACUCUGGCUCCACUGACAAUUCGAUUAGGGUGUGGGACCUCGAUUAUUUACAAUGUAUUCAUACGCUCAAUGGUCAUGUUGAUGCUGUGACGUCUCUUAUUUGCUGGAAUGAAUAUCUACUAUCGUGUUCUUUAGACCGGACAAUAAAAGUCUGGGCUGCUACUGAAGAUGACAAUAUAGAGGGUGUUGUUGCUGUUUGCGGGAUAUAUGACACAGAAGCCAAACCAGUUUUGCUCUGCUCUUGCAAUGACAAUACUGUUCACCUAUACGAUUUACCAUCAUUCAAAGAGAGAGGCAGGAUAUUUUCAAAAGACGAAGUGAGGACAAUGGAGAUGGGUCCUAAUGGUAUUUUCUUCACGGGUGAUGGAGCAGGAUUGCUUAACGUUUGGAAGAUAGCUGAAUCACAUCUAAUAGUUCCACAAGUGGCUUAGAGUGUGUGUGUAUACAAAUAAUUCAACGCAGUCCCCAUGUUUUUAAGUUGGGUUCUGGGUAAAUAGUUAGGCAGAAUGUAUCUCAUUGUAGACUAUUUAUUAAUAAAAAUUUUAUUUUUUUU